Messenger RNA from Scedosporium apiospermum, 1398 nucleotides. RefSeq lists its product as uncharacterized. The record is from RefSeq and is a predicted model, not a curated record. The coding region runs from base 1 to 1398 and encodes 465 amino acids. The transcript is spliced from 3 exons. NCBI's taxonomy places the organism in Eukaryota, Fungi, Ascomycota, Sordariomycetes, Microascales, Microascaceae. Gene Ontology annotation, molecular function: oxidoreductase activity, acting on paired donors, with incorporation or reduction of molecular oxygen; iron ion binding; monooxygenase activity.
AUGGCUUUGGUGCACGUAGCAAUGGGGUUCCUGGAGGCCUUGCGCCUUUCACAAGCGUUGUAUGCCCUUCUGCUUUUUUACAUCAUCUCUAUCAUCGUCUAUCGCGUAUUCUUCCACCAGCUUGCCAAGUACCCCGGCCCAUUGCUGGGCAAGUUCACUGACCUGCCGAAGAUGAUGGCCAUGUUCCGGAUGGACCGCGUUACCUGGCAGACGAAAAUGUUGAAGAAGUACGGCGAUCCUGUCCGAAUAUCGACCAAUGAGCUCAUCUUCGGGAGCAUGAAGUCCUGGCAGGACAUCUACGGUCAGAGUUCUAACCCCUGCACCAAAGAGCCUUCCUUCUACGACAUGUUCACUGCCACUGGGGCCACCAGCAUUCUAAACGAAAUUGACCGCGGGCAGCACUCUCGCCUCCGGCGCUUGGUCUCACAUAGCUUCUCCGAGAGGGCGCUCCUCCAGGAUGAAGCCAUUAUUCGUCAAAGGGUGGACGUGUACAUUAAUACAGUCAUCGCUCCGGCGGCCAGAAGAGGCGAAUCGGUCGAUAUCUAUAACAAAACGAUGGAGCACUACCUCGAUAUUGUAAGCUAUCUCAGCUUUGGCAAAUCGUUUGACUCUAUUUCGGGCUGUGGAGAGAUGAACCAUGACGACCUUGAUCGAUUUCAAGAUAGCGUCAAGAGCUUCAGCGAAAAGGUAAAGGCGGAUCCUGAGUUUGCGAAAGGGACAUUUUUGAGGAAUCUUGUCGAUGCCGAGGACGCCGAAUCUGGAAGUAAGCUGUCAUUUGAAGAGUUGGUCGAGAAUACCAUCAUAUUCCUGGUCGCCGGAAGCGAUACCACUGCGGUGACAACGCUCUACACCAUCUGGGAGUGUGGCAGGAGGCCAGCCGUGAGGAUGAAGUUGGUGGAGGAGAUCCGAGCUGCUUUUCGUGAUCCUCAAGAAAUGCCGACUUACGAACGCGCCUCGAAACUGCCCUACCUAGACGCAGUCAUCCAAGAAACCCUUCGAAUUUGGGGACCCCUCAGCGCUGCGUUCCCUAGGGUGUCGCCUGGCCGGCUUAUCAGUGGGCAUUACAUCCCCAAGGGAACGAUUGUGUCGACGUCGUCUCACGCCACCUCCCGAGACCCGGAGGUAUUUCCCGACCCCGAAGUGUAUAAUCCAGAUCGAUGGUUAAACCCAGGGAAAGAAAUGAAGGAGAUGUCGCGGCCUUUCAGCUACGGGCCCCGAAAUUGCAUCGGCAGACACCUCGCCCAGAUCGGGUUGACGUUGACGCUUGCAAGGCUCUAUCAACUUUACGACAUGGAGAAUGAUUGCUGCAUGACGGAAGAGAUGAUGAGACCCAAGGAUAGAGGAGUCACUUCGCCCUGGGCGGCCACCGUCCUUGUCAAGCCUACUCUAGUUCACUGA